Arvicola amphibius (Eurasian water vole) is the source of this 741-nucleotide messenger RNA. It is a transcript of the gene Gap43, whose product is annotated as growth associated protein 43. Lineage: Eukaryota; Metazoa; Chordata; Mammalia; Rodentia; Cricetidae. Bases 1 to 741 code for a protein of 246 amino acids. The transcript is spliced from 3 exons. Gene Ontology annotation, biological process: regulation of growth; axon choice point recognition; tissue regeneration. The record is from RefSeq and is a predicted model, not a curated record. Gene Ontology annotation, molecular function: phosphatidylinositol phosphate binding; lysophosphatidic acid binding; calmodulin binding. Gene Ontology annotation, cellular component: plasma membrane; postsynaptic density; cytoplasm.
AUGACAGGUCUGUAUAUUUGUCCAAAGAAUGUCAAACAGGACCACAUCAUGAUUAGCUGGAUCUGGGUCACUGGGGUUGGGCUGGUUGAAAAGAAUGAUGAGGACCAAAAGAUUGAGCAAGAUGGUGUCAAACCGGAAGAUAAGGCUCAUAAGGCUGCGACCAAAAUUCAGGCUAGCUUCCGUGGACACAUAACAAGGAAAAAGCUCAAAGGCGAGAAGAAGGGCGAUGCACCAGCUGCCGAGGCCGAGGCAAACGAGAAGAAAGAUGAUGCCCCCGUUGCUGAUGGUGUGGAGAAGAAGGAGGGAGACGGCCCUGCUGCUACCGAUGCAGCCCCAGCCACCAGCCCCAAGGCUGACGAGCCCAGCAAGGCAGGAGAUGCGCCUUCUGAGGAGAAGAAAGGUGAGGGGGAUGUGGCUCCCACAGAGGAGAAGGCCGAUUCAGCUGAGACAGAAAGUGCCGCUAAAGCUACCACUGAUAACUCGCCCUCCUCCAAGGCCGAAGAUGGCCCUGCCAAGGAGGAGCCUAAACAAGCCGACGUGCCUGCUGCUGUCACUGAUGCUGCUGCCACCACUCCUGCUGCAGAGGAUGCUGCCACCAAGGCGGCCCAGCCUCCAACGGAGACUGCAGAAAGCAGCCAAGCCGAGGAAGAGAAAGAAGCUGUAGAUGAAGCCAAACCUAAGGAAAGUGCCCGACAGGAUGAGGGUAAAGAAGACCCCGAGGCUGACCAAGAACAUGCCUGA